AUGACAACAAUUGAUCCCAAAGUUGAAACUGGGAAGUUGUUAACGAAAGAAGGUGCGGGUCAUUCGAAGAAAUCUAAAACAACAAAGCAAGUUGUGAUUGUCAAUCCUGAGCCAAAUGUUCAAGAAACAAAGCAAUCAAAGUCUCCUAAGAAAACAACGAAGCCAGAUGAGUUAGUUUUGAAAAUUGUGAUAAAGUCUGUAGAACCUGUUGUUACAGAACCAACUUCAGUUACUAUUCCUUCGGCUGAGGAUAUGGCCAAGAAGAUUUCAAAGAAAAAGAAGAAUACAAAGAAGAGGCAGUUAGUAAUUCCAACGAAAUCAUCCGAAGAAGAAGAAGUGCCUGAAACACCCGAACCCGAACCUAUUAUAGAGACUACUUAUCCUGCGAAGACUGUUGUCAUACCACCCGGAGUUUCGUCCGCCAAAUCAUCUCAUGAGGAGGUACGUACUUGA
This is a messenger RNA of Lactuca saligna, 453 nucleotides long. NCBI's taxonomy places the organism in Eukaryota, Viridiplantae, Streptophyta, Magnoliopsida, Asterales, Asteraceae. The record is from the annotation of a GenBank genome assembly.